AUGCACGAACUAGACCAGCCCACCACUCAACGACAUCGCCGGUUCUGGCUUGACGAUGGAGAUCUACUACUCAGCAACCGAGGCAUUCUCUACAAGGUCCAUCGCGCACCAUUCGAACACUGCUCCAGCACAUUCCUCUCGUCACUCCAACCGUCGGAUGGGAUCGUCAUGGAAGGCAUCAAAGCCCUCCGAAUUCCGGACAAUCGGCAGGUAGACACGGAGGACCUGGAGGUACUGAUAGAACAUGUAUCGGGCGAUACCCCUAUAGAUGACAGCACACCCUUUCCGAAAGUCGCAUCGCUUUUGCGAGCCUCCUCAGAGGGACAGCUCGAUUUUUCUGCCGUGAACACUCUCGCCCGGAGUCACCUCGAACGCCUCUUCCCCACCGGACACGAUCUCUUCGCCCGGUCGGAGUAUGCGGAAGAGGCUCUGAUACUGUCAACACAGUACAACAUACCUUCGAUCCGCAAACCGCUCUUCUACACCGUCGCCACCCACCCACACGAACAUGACGCCGCCGACAUCGCGGCCGCACACCCUGCCCUCUCCCCCGAUCUCGCCGCGCGAUGCGAGACGCUGCUCGAAAACCUCGUCUCGCAUUUCACCCCCGUCCUAUUCACUGUGGCGACGGCCGGGCACAUGGCGUGCACGGACAUCUUGGCAGAGCAGUGGAUGUCGCUCGUGAUCAGCCCGGCGCUGGAGGACAACGGACUGACGCGGCCACUGGAGACCCUAGAGCGGAUCAUUGGGAUUGACUGGAGAAAGGAGGGGCUGUGCGAGGAGUGUGUGCGGGACAAGACAGAGGAGUGGCGAGGGGAGCAGGAGACGGUGUGGGAAGCGAUGGACGCGUGGGUGGGAUGA
Epithele typhae is the source of this 861-nucleotide messenger RNA. RefSeq lists its product as uncharacterized. The transcript has 3 exons. Lineage: Eukaryota; Fungi; Basidiomycota; Agaricomycetes; Polyporales; Epitheliaceae. The record is from RefSeq and is a predicted model, not a curated record. The coding region runs from base 1 to 861 and encodes 286 amino acids.